Molecule: messenger RNA, 939 nt
Organism: Argentina anserina (silverweed cinquefoil)
Lineage: Eukaryota; Viridiplantae; Streptophyta; Magnoliopsida; Rosales; Rosaceae
Product: cytochrome P450 714C2-like
Exons: 4
Coding region: 1-939 (312 amino acids)
Molecular function (GO): monooxygenase activity; heme binding; oxidoreductase activity, acting on paired donors, with incorporation or reduction of molecular oxygen
Source: RefSeq, a predicted model, not a curated record
AUGAUCGAUCUUAUUACCGAAUCUGCAAUUACAUUGCAAGAGUCAUGGAAAAGUAGGAUUGAUCAAGAGGGUGGAGUGGCAGAUAUCAAUAUUGAUGAGGACAUGAGAAUCUUCUCCGGAGAUGUUAUCUCAAGAGCUUGUUUUGGAAGCAAUUUUGCCAGUGGGCAAGUGAUUUUUCACAAACUAAGAGCUCUCCAAGAGGCCAUGUCUAGGAAAUGCUUGGCUACUGGAAUCCCUGGAAUGAGACAUCUUCCUACGAAGAAUAGAAGAGAAGCAUGGGGACUAGAAAAAGAGGUUCGCAGUUUGAUACUCCAAGUUGUGAAGCAGAGAGUGGAAGGUGUUCAUGAUGACAAGGACCUGUUGCAAAUGGUUCUUGAGUGUACCCAAAGCAGUGACCUGAGCCAAGCAGAAACUGAUAAGUUCAUUGAAUGGCAAGAAAGCGUCCGUGCCGAGGUUCUUCAAGUUUGUGGUGGCCAGAUUCCAGAUGUUGACAUGCUCCGGAAGAUGAAACAGCUAACAACGGUGAUUCAUGAAUCGUUGCGCCUGUAUCCGCCGGUGUCUGUGGUAUCAAGAGAGGCCUUCAAGGACAUGAAAUUUGCUGGCAUACAUGUUCCUAAGGGUGUGAACCUAUGGAUUAUGGUACUGACAUUGCACACUGACCCUGAAGUAUGGGGACCUGAUGCCUACAAGUUCAAUCCAGAAAGAUUUGCAAAUGGAAUUACAGGGGCUUGUAAGCUUCCACACUUGUACAUGCCAUUUGGGGUUGGACCAAGAGUGUGUCUUGGGCAGAACUUGGCCAUGAUUGAGCUCAAGUUACUAGUAGCUCUUAUUCUCUCUAAAUUUUCUUUCUCCCUAUCUUCCAAGUAUUGCCACAAACCAGCAAUAAGGUUGGUGAUUGAGCCUGAGCAGGGAGUCAAUCUCUUAGUGAAGAAGCUGUGA